UUCAUGGAAAACAGGAACAACGUGACAGAAUUUGUUCUACUGGGUCUCACAGAAAACCCAAAGAUGCAAAAAAUCAUAUUUGUUGUUUUCUUUUUUAUAUACUUCAUCACUUUGGUAGGUAAUUUGCUCAUUGUGGUCACCAUUAUUGCCAGUCCAUUAUUAGGGUCCCCCAUGUACUUUUUUCUGGUCUAUCUCUCUUUUAUUGAUGCCUGUUAUUCCUCUGUCAAUACUCCUAAACUGAUUGUAGAUUCACUCAAAGAAAAGAAGACCAUCUUAUUCAAUUGGUGUAUUAUCCAAGUGUUUGCAGAACAUUUCUUAGGAGGUGCUGAGGUCAUUCUUCUUACUGUGAUGGCCUAUGAUCGUUAUGUAGCCAUCUGUAAGCCUUUACACUAUACAACCAUCAUGAAUGGGCGAGUGUGUGGUCUGUUGAUGGUUGUGGUGUGGGUUGGAGGUUUUCUUCAUGGAUCCAUUCAAAUUCUCUUCAUCAUCCAAUUGCCCUUCUGUGGUCCUAAUGUCAUUGAUCACUUUAUGUGUGAUCUCAACCCGUUGCUCAGUCUUGCCUGCACCGAUACCCACACACUAGGGCUUUUUGUUGCUGCCAAUAGUGGAUUCAUUUGUGUCUUAAACUUCCUUCUCUUGAUGUUCUCCUACGUAGUCAUUCUGUCCUCCCUAAGGAACCACAGUUUGGAGGCAAGGCGCAAAGCUCUCUCCACCUGCAUCUCCCACAUCACAGUGGUUGUCUUAUUCUUUGUGCCUUGCAUAUUUGUGUAUAUGAGACCUGCAGUUACGUUUUGGAUUGAUAAGGCAGUUGCUGUGUUCUACACUAUGAUAACCCCGAUGUUGAAUCCUUUAAUCUAUACUUUGAGAAAUACCCAGAUGAAGAAUGCCAUUCGAAAAUUGUGUAGUAGGAAAACUAUUUCAGACCACCAAUAA
Messenger RNA from Sorex araneus (European shrew), 933 nucleotides. RefSeq names its product olfactory receptor 4C46-like. The record is from RefSeq and is a predicted model, not a curated record. The transcript has a single exon. Lineage: Eukaryota; Metazoa; Chordata; Mammalia; Eulipotyphla; Soricidae. Gene Ontology annotation, biological process: G protein-coupled receptor signaling pathway. The coding region runs from base 4 to 933 and encodes 309 amino acids. Gene Ontology annotation, molecular function: olfactory receptor activity; G protein-coupled receptor activity. Gene Ontology annotation, cellular component: membrane.